GUCAAUAAGGAUUUUUGGCCCAAAAAUGUAGAAGUGACCAGCUUGGAUCGUUGAAUUGUUGAAUAUUUACUCGCUAAAAAGAAUGGUUAAAGAAAGGUGUGAUGUUUUAAGACUUGUUCCUUUAAAGUUUUGAACUUUGGGGUGAAUGAGAACGUUUUCUAAGAAUUAGAGUGAACGUACACAUUUGCACAUGGAUCAACAAACAUAUUUUUCUUAUGGUUUGGAUUACGAUGAGUUUGGCCCCUCAUGCUGGCAAAAAGAGGAAAAAAUCAAACUCAAAGCCACAUUUACAAAUAAACAAGUGCCUUAAUGAAAAACGUCGAAGAGAACAGGAAAACGUGCAUAUUGAAGAACUGGCGGAACUUGUUUCUGCUAGCCCAUCUGACAUGAGUUCGCUUUCUUGUAAACCAGAUAAGUGUGCCAUAUUGAAAGAAACUGUUAAUCAGAUUCGCACUCAAGAAGAUACAAAAAUUGUAGCUGGAGAUGAACUUCAAGAAAGUGAAGUUACUUCCAGUAAGCCUAAUAUAAUAAAUAAUAAUAUAUUUGGCUCGAUACUUCUUGAAGCUUUAGAAGGUUUUUUAUUUGUUGUUGACAUUGAUGGGAAGGUGGAAUUCGUGUCAGAGAACAUUACAGCUUUCUUAAAGUAUCACCAGGAUGAAAUAUAUGAAAAGAAUAUUUACGACUACAUUCAUCCUGCGGAUAGAGCAAGAUUUAAUCAAAAUCUUUUACUGAUGAUGCCUAUGUCAAAUACUAGUUGGACUUCUGAGACUUUAAACUCUGCCGGAAAACCAGUGAAACAUUUCAACUGUCAAUUCUUAGUCCGACCUGAAGAUCCGGAAAUAAAAAUGGAAAACAAACAAACGCCCAUUAAUGAAUAUGUCAACUUGAGUAUUACUGCUAAUUAUAUGCCUGUGGAGGAUGAAGGCAGCAAUGAGGUGAGAAACAGGAUGACUUGUAUUGCUCGAAGAGCUGCUACCGAAGAAAAAAGGGCUACUAAAAUUGAGCAUUUUACUACGAAGACAGAUCGUGAAGGCAAGAUUGUUGAUGUAGAAACAAGUGCAGUUGCUUUACCCCUGUGUCAGUAUUUGAGAAAAGAGUUGAUAGGCUCCCAGUAUUUGGAUUUCUGUCAUCCAAAUGAUGUGACCUCUGUGCAGCAGCAUUUAAAGAAUACACUUGAGACUGGUAUGGCAACUUGUGGUCCCACAAAAUUCCACAUUGGAGGUGAUAGAUAUGUCAGAGUCAAAAUGAAAAGUAGAAGUUUUCAGGGCUUGCAAGGAACUGCAGAGUUUGUUGUAUCUUCCCAUGCUGUUAUACGGGACAAUGAAAAUUCCUCACCUGUAUUUGACUCUCCUAAGAGUACUCCUUCACCAAGUUUAACCAGCACAUCAAGUGGAUCAUGCAGUUCUUCCAGUGGAUCUGGAAGCACUUCUGACUCUUCAUCUGGUGUAAAUGGCAGUCUUGUGUUAUCUCCUCUUGCAAUGUCAAAUUCAUUUGGAAAUUAUCCAACUUCUAAUGCUGGGAAUACUUCUGAGUUUCAAGUGAGUGAACUUGUGUUGGAUAUGUUUCCAAAUCCUACCUGGCCUUUGGAUUCCAAUUCUUCUCAAACUAAAGACUUGGACAGCAUAAAUAUUGUAUCCAGUCCACAGGCAACACCUACAUCUAAUCAUUCUUCAGAAUCAAGUGCUGCUGCCUCACCAACGAACAGUGCCUUUGUUGCUGGCCUGUCAUCAAACAGAAACAGUUCCGCUGCUACUUCUCCUGCAGUACAGAAUCGGGCGUCAACUCCAUAUAGUGGCAGUUGCUAUAGUCCUGCUGCAUCUCAGUCUGUCAGUGGGAAAGUUUCCCCAACGUGUGCCUUGCCUGCCAAAGCAGACACUUUAAUUUGCAGCUCAACUGAAACUUCAGGUAUCAACAAUAUAAGUCAAGGCAUGAGACAGGACAGAUAUUUUGAUCUAAAAUCAAAUCAGAAACUGCGAAAUUUACUCACUCAAAAUAUUAGUGAUGUUGUUUCGCGAAAAAAUUCUGGACUGCAAUCUCAAGAGGAAGUGACUAUAUUAAGUGAUACGCAUUCUUUUGACGAUUCUUCACCCAAUCAAACUCAUAUGAAUGCUAGGGAGAUACCUAAUGUUCCAAGAACUGUAAAUAAUGUCAUUUUACGUGAUUUGCUCAAUCAAGAGGAUGAUGAUAGUGAUGUGCCUGUGGAACCUAUUGUAAGGAGUUCUGAUAAUUCUGUACCCAGUUCUUUUUUAAAUGCUGUUCCUUGUAAGGUAACAGAAGGUAGCUCCCAACAGCGUCUUGGCAAUAAUAAUAUGUUGCGAAAGUUACUAAACAAUGAUGAUGUAGAUAGAAAUUAUAGAAAGUCACAAGAUUUAAUUCAUCAGUUACUCAUUGCUGGCUCUGGGAACAAAUCAUUUCAAAAUGAUCACAUAAAAAUUGAAAACAUAACAAGUCCUCAAGGUUCUGAAUCAUAUGUGCCAAAACUCCCCUCAUCUGAAUCUAGCCGAAUAACUCCAGAAAUUUCUUUCAUAUCUGAAACUGGCUUAAAAAGGAGGGCUGCUGAGAAAUUUCCACCAAGCACUUCAGCCAAAAGACCUGCUCAUGCACACCUAGCUGGUCAGAAUCCUAUGUUGGCCUCAAUGCUCGCUCAGACUCCUAAAACACCUCCUUCUGUUCCGACAAGUGUUGCAAGCACAAUAAUGACGCAAUUACCUCAAGAAAGACUCCCAAAAAAUCUUGAAAAGAAGCUAGUACACACUCCAUACACAACCAUUUCUGUUUCUGGCCUAUCUACUUCUACUCAGUCAUUCUCUCCAAUUCUGAUUAAUUCCUCUAUUCAAAAAGACAUUGUUACAUCUGAUUCAAGAGGUCAUGUGAUGCAACCAACUCUGACUGUUGAUCAAUCAGGAAUCAAGCCUAACUAUCCUCAACAGGUUUAUAUUGAUAAAAUCCUCAAUAAUGCUAAUGAUAGUGCUGUGAUAGCUAGGUCUCUUGGCCUAAGUUUUUCAACUAUUAACUCUGCGGCUCAGAAUUCGGCAACAUUUUCACACCAGCUGUCUCAAAAUAGUUCAACAGCUACAACUUCUGUUAGUUUGGCUGAUAUAUUAAGUGAAGCAACUCUUGUGGAUGUGGGAUCUCUUUCAGAUACAGUACAAACUAAUCAAGCAUCAGAUCCAGUUUUUGCUGAAAUUUUAGAGCAGAUAUAUAGCCUGCAGGAAGAUCAUAAAGUUGAAACACCUCGUGGUGCUGAGGAUCAUUCCGCAAUUCUGAAACUUUUAGGAGAAGUGAUUGAUGCACCUCAAGCAAAUAUUACUUCUCGAUCAAUUCCAGUAACUUCUGCUCAAGAUAUUAAUGAAAAAAUUGCUAUCAGUGCCAUUCAAAAGGAGUUAAUGGAAGGAAGUUCACUUGCAGUUGCUAGUCGAUCCACUAACUUACAAAAUUCUGCCGUUAUUCCCACCUAUUCACAGGCUGGUCGAACUGGAACUCAAGUAUCGGGUACACCUAUGGUUCAAACGCUAACAACAGAUCAAAUUCUCCUUCUUCAACAGCAGCAACAGCAGCUUGUUAACAAUGCUCUGCCACCUCAGUAUAGUAUAAUUGCUAACCGUGUUAAACUACCAUCUCAAACUCAAUUAAUAAACAGUCAAGAGCUAUUAGCACAAGCUGUUCAAAGAAGAGGCCUGCAGUUAGUAAGAAGCACUUAUCUGAACAUAGGAAAUGCUAAUGUAAACCAGAUGAAAAAAGUGAAGCAACAGCGUCUGUAUCUGCAACAACAGCAGAAACGGCUUCUUGAACAGCAGCAAAAGCAACAAUUCCCAAUGCAAACUCAGCAAAACUUGGAUGUCAUCAAUUCUCCUGGAACUAGUUCGUUUCCUGAAAACAUGAAUGAUCUUCUCAACAAUACUGUAGCACCGAAUGUAACUUUACUUCCGUCAACUGGUUUGCCCGAAGCUUCAAGUUCUGCUCGCUUUAAUCUUACCUUAGCAAAUCCUCUUCCUAGUCCCACAAGUCAAACACCUCCAUCUGCACAGCUAUCACCCGUACAGCGAAGUAAUCCACGAUCCCCGUUCUCACCUCUUUCACAACAACCUUUUCCCAGCCAAACACCCCCUCCAUCCUCAUAUCAAGCUGCCAAACUCUCCCCUCAUCCACCACCUUCUUAUCCUCAAGAAGGGUCUAGUCACUCUCCUUCAUCUUUACCAACUACAGGAUCUCCUCAUUUGGUUCUCUCCCCGCAAUCAACUACAGGAUCUCCUCAGUGGACAUCACAACGUACAGUUACAAGUCCCAUACAAAAUCUGCAGUUACAGAAUCCUAUGCUUAAUGCUCAAUUAUCUCAGCAAACAUCUACGAGUGUUACCCAAGUUCGAUUAUCUUCACAACCUAGACAACACCAACAGUUUAGGCUUAGAUCAUUGCCUAGUCCAUCAUCACAAGGAAAUAGAAAUAUACCUUUUCCAUCAGCUUCUGAUGUUAGUUAUUCUGCUGUUUCACCUGCUAUGGUACUUCAAUCUCAAACUUCACAGCAACAAAGAGCUCAAAGAACAGCAUCCGUUUCAUCACGUAUUUCAACUUCUCAGAGUCCUUCAAACUUUAUUAGUGGUGAAUCUGCGUUGUCUCCUCAAUCUUUGCCUUCUCCAAACUUGAUACAGUCUGCUACAUCAACUGCUACUACUUUCAUGUCUUCGGCAUCACCUGGACUUCCAAUUACGUACACAGUUUCUCCAAGUAAUCAACAAUUUACUUUUGAUCGCCAAAAUAUUCAGGUUUUUGCAAGUAACUCUGACAGAUUAACUCCUAUUGCACAAGUUUCUUCAGAUGCAGUAAGACAGGAAAUGUGUGCCGGUGUUGGUCCUAGACAGCAAAAUCAACAACUAUCUCAGCCCUCUAGCAUUAAUCAAACUUUGUCUUCUAAUUCAGUUGCUCAGGUACUCAAUGUAUCGCUUACCCGAGAAGCUUUAGAAGAACUGGGUUUGUCAAUGGAAUUACUUCCAGGUUCAGACUCUCAACCACCGCAAGCUCUUUAUUCUCAAGGAUUAUUAAAUGUUGCCAGCACAAUUGAAAGUUCACUACAACCUACGUCAAGCCCUAAUGUACAAGUAGAGUUAGAACCUUCCAACCAAAAGAAGAGUUUACUUCAGCAGCUUCUGUCUGAACCUACAACUUGAAUCAAAUUUUACAAUGUUUAAGAUGUUAAAAGAAAUUACCAGACAUUUUGUUAAAUGCAUAUAGAAAUUGUACUGUUGUUGAAAUUUUAAAUAUUAUAUUUGUUUGGUCAUGUUCCUUUAUGCUUUUGAAAGAAAUUUUUUAUCAAAUCAUUUUCUUCUAAUAUUUAAGAUUAUUCUGAAUAAAUACUGCUCUUAAAAAAAGCUGUCCUAAAAUCUUUUAACUUGUGUAAAAGGCAAAGAGCACUCUUCUGAUAUAUUUAUAAAUGGGUUGUUUUAUUAAUGUGGCAUUUUAAAACUGUUCAAUGUGUUGCUUGUAAUAUUGAGUGAAACAUGUCUUCAUUUUAUUUAAUUGUUGAGCUUUUUGAAACACUAUUAUUAUCCUUCCUGAUUAUCAAACUAUUCCAACUUUUUUACUAAUUAUUUCAAAAGUUUGGCAAAGAUUUCAACUUUAAAAAAGAAAAAAAAAUGAGAGAUCUCUAGAAGUUAUCUCUCCUCCUUCUUUUUAUAACUUUUUUAAUUUUAAGAUUGGAUGAAUUUUAAAUUAAUAUGAUCAAAAUGUGGUGAUUUUGAUUUUUCUCUCAAUUAUUUUAAUUGUGAAACAUAGAUAUAUUAUGUGUUCCCUAUUCUAAACCAUUUUAUAAACUUUCAUUUUCAGAACUUUGUUAUUUUUUUACGACAUCACCAUUAGGAACCAAUAAUUUAAAGCGCUCCCUAUUUUUUAUUUAUUCCUAAUAUUCAGGAAAAACAGUGCAGAAACUUCCAAUGCUUUCAAAGAUUUUAUUUGCUAUAAAAACAAAGGCACAUUGCCAUGUGUGCUUCUGUAGCAAAAUGUGUUUAAUACAAAAUGUAUUCAAAUCAGUUUCUCUGACCUAGUUAUGUUCAUAAAUUUGUUCUGUGCAAAAAAGUGGUAGUGUGGAUAAGAUUUAGAACCUGAUCCAGUUCAAACAAACAUACUGUUAAUGCAUAAAUUUACUUGCUAAUAUAUUUGUGUUUGUAGUUUAUUUUAAUUUUUAAUCAGUGUACUUUUAAAUGUUAAAAAUCAAUGAGAAAGUUUAAAGAGAACUACAUUUUUAAAUUUUCUUUAUUAGUGAUUCAGAAAAAUGUUUUAAACAUUAAAUCUGCUUUUGUAAAUUGAGUUUUGUUGCACUUUGUGUUAUGUUUGAACAGGCAGUUUUAUUUGUUAAUAUUGUUUUAUGAUAGUUCUAAAAAUACUUACAUUUCAUAAUAUUUUCCUCAGGGUUUUUUGGUACUCAGGUUAAUAGAUAUUGUACUACAGUUUUGUGUUGAUUUUGCAUCUCAUUUUAUUUUACAUUUUUAUCAACUUUUUUAUCACUUGUCCCAAAUUAUUUAGUUAACUGACAAAAGUGCUUGUUGAAGCAAGGAUAACUUUCCCUGACAUUUUAGGUAUGAGAUAUGUUAGACUAAUUUUUAUUAAUAUAUACUUAGAAAUGGUAGGGAGAAAAUCUGGAUGUUGCUGUUUAAUAAUUUAACAUUGGUCUUAAAAGGAUGAAGUUAGAAAGAAGUUUUCUUUUUUUAUGUGUGUACAUAGAAAUAUUUUUGGAAAUUUAACAUACAAAUUAAAAGCAUUAAACAUAGUGUAAAUUAUGAUUAUGUAAAGUUAGCUACUUUUGUUGGUCAUUAUUUGCCGAUUUUCAUGUAUUCCUCCUUACACCCUUUUUCCUUAAUUACCUUGCAGGUUUUUUUUUCUGUGAAUAGAGCUUGACUGGUGUUCAAAAUUAGGUCUUAGAUAUGGGCCCAUUUUGACACCCUUGACAAAAAGCUAUUUCAUGGUUAAAAUAUUUUUAUGCCCAUUAGUUAAUAGCAAGUCUUUAAAUAAAAUAUAAUAACAAAAUAAGCUUUUCUUUUUGUCACAAGUGUCCAUAAUUAAUAAUUACCUGUUAUUUGUGUCUAGGGCAAAAGAAAAUUCUAGUAUAAAAUAUAGUAGACAAGCAUGACUAAAAAUGGGUGUACAAUCUUUUGGAUGGUUCAAUCGAAAAUUAUAGUUACUAUUGAUUUAUCAGCAAAGUUUUACUUCAAUAGAAUUUUCUUUUUGAAUUCAUAGAUGUUAGAUGAGGGGAUGCUAUGUGUACUUAAAUGUAAUAAAAUCAUUGCUUUUGUAAUAUAUUCAUAUUGUGAUUUCUGCGAACUGUGAAAUAAAAGAUGGUGCUGCAUUUUGUGUUGGAAAUAUUUAUAUAUAAAUCGUGAAGUGGCACUAUUUCCAUCCUUUUUCAUGAGAUUAAAGAUGGCCUUACCAUAAAUACGUUUGUGGAUACAUAAUGGACUGUACUAUUUUUGUAUAUUUUCUUAAAAGGCUACUGUUUAAUGUGAUGUACACUAUUUGUUUGUAUAGAGCAUUCAUUUGUUAUGUUUUUACAUCAUUGAAUAUUACAAUGUAAAAUAGCUUUCUAUGGCCACUUAUGAGUCCAUGUUUCAGUUUCUCAUACUGUGAAUCAUUCAUUAGGUGGCUUCAUGGAUAAAUUAUUUACUGUGAAUUGCAUUGUACAGCUUUACUUGUAAGUUUUGUAUGUAUAUUAAUUGAAACAAGAUCAACUUUCAUGGCUAUUCCAUGGAAAACAAUCAUUUAGUCCCGCCUGUGACGCCUCAUAUAUUUCAUUAAAAAUAAUACUUUAAAAUAUUAAUGAACAAAUUUUCUCCUGCAUAACAAAUUUCUAACUUAUGUGUGAUUUCUUAAGCAAAAAUUCUUUCAUUACCCUUUAAAAUUAUUACUCUUUCAUGAAAUAUAUGAGCCGUCACAUGCGUGACAAAGGGUUGAGUUUUUCAUGGAAUGGCCCCAUUGAUGCCAGAAUACAUGUUUAAAACUGUCAUUUUGUUCAGAAUUGAUAAAAGUUCAUCAAUUGAAGUAUUGGUUCUUUAUUGUAAUUCCAAAAAAGAAAAACAAUUGAGUUCCUGAUAAGUUUUAAUUUAAAAUGUAUAGUUUGUUAUAUAUCACAAUAAAUUUGGGUU
Messenger RNA from Uloborus diversus, 8129 nucleotides. Its product is annotated as mucin-17-like. Gene Ontology annotation, biological process: positive regulation of transcription by RNA polymerase II; cellular response to hormone stimulus. The record is from RefSeq and is a predicted model, not a curated record. Gene Ontology annotation, cellular component: nucleus. Lineage: Eukaryota; Metazoa; Arthropoda; Arachnida; Araneae; Uloboridae. The transcript is spliced from 24 exons. The coding region runs from base 216 to 5165 and encodes 1649 amino acids. Gene Ontology annotation, molecular function: nuclear receptor binding; protein dimerization activity.